Messenger RNA from Symsagittifera roscoffensis, 3272 nucleotides. RefSeq lists its product as uncharacterized. The transcript has 5 exons. Gene Ontology annotation, biological process: lipid homeostasis. The record is from RefSeq and is a predicted model, not a curated record. The coding region runs from base 2083 to 2874 and encodes 263 amino acids. Gene Ontology annotation, cellular component: membrane; endoplasmic reticulum. Lineage: Eukaryota; Metazoa; Xenacoelomorpha; Acoela; Convolutidae.
UCUGAGUCAGUUAUGAGUUUAGUUUCAGUGUAGAAAUGGACUUGUGACCUUAUUUGACGGUGAGAGUCUAUUUAGUCUUCAUCAUAUCAGCCGCCAGCCGACCUUCUCAACCACCAUUCAACAUUUGAAAGAAGAGGUCGAGCCGAUUUCUAUAUUAGAACACUACCAACACGCAUUUCUAUAGAUAGCUCUCUUCAUCAUAGGAAUUGGACAAUUGCUGUUGUGACUAGAUUCAAAUUUGAGAAGAUCAACAGCUGAUAUUGUCCGACUGAAGCAGAGUGCUAUUUUGAACUAACUGACAGUCUGAAAAAUACCUGACGAGAACAAAAGAGAAGCAGAAUACAUGCUAUUAAAGCCACUUCCAAUAGUUCCAAUUACAUUAAUCAGUGCCAUUAGUUUCGAUCUUGGAUUUGCAGACAGCAUUUAACUAGAUGCCAUAUCACUUUAAUUAUAGUUAUAAUACUUCGUGCCAUUGGUUAUGAACUCAUGAUCUGAAGACAGUCGAAUAAUAACUAAUAAUCUUCUGCCUAAUAAUAGGUUAAUGAAGUGAAGACUCAUCUUAUUUAUUCAUCCAGUUGGUUGUUAUUAGUUAGCUCCCAACAUAGACCCGCUAUUGCGUCAUUCCUUCUGAAAUUUCCAUUAUCGGACUUGCCGCAAUUCUCUUCUAGUAUUUGUUUGCAGCGGGCGAGCAAAAAAGAAGGAAAUAUUAUUCAAAUUAUUCCACAUAACUGCAUCCAGUGUUGAAGGAGAAAAGUAUAUGCAUCUCUUCUAUCUCUUGAACGAGUAUUGUCUUUAGCUGUGGGUUUGUGCAGUGGGUUAUUGUGAAUUUGUGAAGGUAUUUGCCAUUAUACUAAUAGUCUGCAGUUACUCUCUUUCCCAUUAUGGCCCCUGUUGUGCUUGCUCUUGACCAAAUAUUGGCCUCGUAAAGUCCCACACUGGUUAAAAACAUUAAAUUGAGAAAAGACUGAAAAAAGUAGUUGAGUUGCGUACCUGCCUGCCUUAUAUAGACUUGUAUUUUUUACCUCUACGCUACAGUCAAGCAACCAUUUUAUUCAAUCGAUUAGUUCUUCCUCCGUUUACUUUAUAAGCUCCAAAAUUCUCUCUCAGGCAUUUUAUAUUCAAUCGAUCGCAUGCUCUGAAUAAAAAAAACAGUAACUAAUUGCGCGUUGGUAACUAACUUACUUCCAAUCUAACAGCAGUCUUUUCUUUCCCAAUUAAAACUUGGCAGCUUCCUGAAAUUUUAGCUAAUUGAUUCAGCAGCGCCGGCAAUUAAAAAUUCGGAUUGAACGUUUGUAUCUGUUUGUUGUUGCCAUCGAUUCAUUCUACUCUGAAUAACUACUUUUUUAUUCAAGAACAAUUAUCAGUGGCUUCUUGUCUUCAAACUGGACUAAAAACUGGCUACACGUUUUCUAAAUCUCGAACUCAUCGAAAAAAAUACUUAUUUGAAAGAUAUCUUUGUUCUGUAACUCGCACUACAAUAAAAACCAGUGACUAAAUUGGCCAAACUUGGUUCACAUAGCGUUUGAAAAAUCGAAUGACUUAUUGAGUCAUUCGAACAACAAAUUUGAUUUGCUUCACCACCGAAUGGUAGUAUAGUCCUCUUACUCAACCGCGCCACCAUUCGUUAGCUGAAUUCCGGAGUAAUAGAUCAUUUGACUAAAAUUGACAAAUAUUUCCUUUUUCUGUCUGAAUUGAGGAAAGGUAGUUUGCAAUUGCGAUUAUCCAUAUCCAAUUCUACUUACUAUUCAAAAAGAGAUCGGGUCUUCAGUCUAAAAGAUCCGAAACUGAAAUUUAUUGCUAGUUCAGUUGGUGCCUAAUUGUGGAUUGGUUUGAAUCGAAUUGAAUUUAACUCCUAUUUGUUUAGAAUUCGUGUUAGUUUGUGAAUUUCUAAUUUUUAUACUUCUAGUUCUACCUUCCAUUUUUUCUGUAAUUGAAAUUGUUAUUUUCCAACUUUUUAUAUCUUGCUCGAGUAAAUUAGUCUUAUCUAUUUAUCAUAACUCAGAGCAUAAAAUUAUAUUUCUACGAAUUACUCGCAUCUGCCUCUAGUUAGUUAUAUCUAGUUCUAACCGGGUAGUUAUAACAAUGGCAACUGUCGUGGACUCUCAAGUGGCUGUCUUUGGUGCUCUCUGUCUCAUGCUCCAGUUUUUCAUCAUUCCCUUCCUCGCCAGAAAAUGUCUGGGGGAGUUGAAGCCGAUGAAGAUGUUCGACGUGACUGAGUGCAGCAUGUCUUUGAUCAUGUCUGCUCUAGUGAGUGUGUGUUCUUGUGUGUCUCUGGCGAACAGUGAGGACAUACACGAGUAUCCAUGGUUCCAGAGUGCCUGCCAGAUCCUCAUCUGCUACCUAUUGUCUCACAUGCUCUUCUGCAUCUACCACGAGGGCUUCCUCUCUCCCAAGAUCAGAGUGUGGAUUGGUCAUCAUACAGUGUCCAUCAUAGCCAUCAGCAUCUUGUUGACGAUGCCGAUUGAGAAUGUGUUGGUCGCGAAUGUGGGCAGUGUGUUCAUGGAGCUGUCCAACCCCUUCACCAAUGCAGUCUUCCUCCUCCAACACGUGGGCUACAAUCUAGACAACUCCAUCCUCUUCGUCAUUUUAUGUGCCCUAUGGAUUGCCACUUUCAUAUUGUGUAGACUGAUUCCGAUGCCCUACAUAUUCUACAUCUACGUGGACUGCUACCUCCUAGACAACAGUGUGGCCAUGUGCACUGACAAGACAUUCACCCUCCCCCUCCUUCUCAUGUUCACCACAAUAUCCACACUCAAUCUAUUCUGGUUCUCGCAGAUGAUGAGCGGGUGUGUGUCAUUCCUGUUUGAGAACAACAAGACAGAGGAGGGCAAGUCGAAGACGAAGAGUCCCCUGGACGACUACAAGACCGAAUGACAGCCCCCCGCUCCCCCCCCCCCCCCGAACGAAGAGAUUAUUAUAGAACGUGAACAACAAAAAAUGGGGGAGAGCAGAAAAGGAAGUGUGAUUUAAUAGAAUUAGGCACUAGUGCUUGCGUCAUAAAACCACAGAAAACCAUAGGCGAAGAGCAGAGAGUUGGAGAAAUACGGAAGAAAGUAGAAGAAAAUACGCUUAAAAUUAAUUUGAACAGAAAGACGAAAACAACCCGUUCGAGUUCUAAUUUAGAUCUAAUUUUAUUCUACAAGUAGAAGGAGAGAUAAAAGAUGUUUUUAAAUUGUUUACACUUAUUGUCAGUUAUCACUGAGUUGUUAUAGUACCGCUAAACAGGUCACUGUUGUUUAAUUCCCAGUCUCAAAUAAAGAAAUGAAUUCAAU